AUGCUGCCCGCUCAUUGUCUGACGAAGAAGUCGCUUUAUUGUACGAGAGGGGGGAAUUUGGAACGCACAGUGCCCGGACACUUGUCAACAUGCUUUGGUGGAGCAACACCGCACAUUUCGGGUUGCGAGGCUGCCGAGAAAAUCGAGAUCUUCGCUGGGGAGACAUAUGCCUUAGAAUGGAUACUUCUGGUUCUGGCCUCGAGUUUCUCGAAUAUACUGAGCGCCAGACGAAAACAAGAUCUGGAGAAAAUCUCCGUGACUUACUGUACGAAAG
Molecule: messenger RNA, 274 nt
Organism: Paramuricea clavata
Lineage: Eukaryota; Metazoa; Cnidaria; Anthozoa; Malacalcyonacea; Plexauridae
Source: the annotation of a GenBank genome assembly